Molecule: messenger RNA, 1025 nt
Organism: Impatiens glandulifera
Lineage: Eukaryota; Viridiplantae; Streptophyta; Magnoliopsida; Ericales; Balsaminaceae
Product: ethylene-responsive transcription factor TINY-like
Exons: 1
Coding region: 1-741 (246 amino acids)
Biological process (GO): regulation of DNA-templated transcription
Molecular function (GO): DNA-binding transcription factor activity; DNA binding
Source: RefSeq, a predicted model, not a curated record
AUGUUGACAGAAUCACGUAAUUCGGAUUCCGAGUCAACUAGCACAGUAAUGUCGGUAAAUUCUUCAUCUUCUACAAGAGGUGGAUCAAAGCGAUCAUGUUUUUCCGGCGCCGACUCCGACUCCGACUUGACCAGAGGAUCAAAAAGGAGUAGGGUUAAUAAUAGUAAUAAUAAUAAUAAUAAUAGUAAGCAUCCGGUUUACAGGGGGGUCCGAAUGAGGGCAUGGGGGAAAUGGGUAUCGGAGAUCCGAGAACCCAAAAAGAAAUCUCGGAUCUGGCUUGGAACAUUCGCCACCCCAGAAAUGGCGGCGAGGGCUCACGACGUUGCCGCACUUUCUAUUAAAGGAAACUCUGCUAUUCUUAAUUUUCCGAUGAUUGCCCAAUUCUUGCCACGUCCGGCCACGUGCUCCCCACGUGACGUCCAGGAAGCGGCGACAAAAGCGGCGGCGAUGGAUCAGUUCGAUACUCAGUCUAAUCCAUCGCCGCCGCCGGACGAGGUGGCGCCGGCCGCGUCCCCGGAGGAGGAAGAGGAAGAGAUGUUGGGGGAAAUAGUUGAGCUUCCGAGUUUGGGGACGAGUUAUGAAUCUAGCGAGUUGAGUCAUGAGGAAUUCUUAUUUGUUGAUGACGUGGAGGAAUGGUAUUAUCAUCAACCUGACACGUGGACAUGGUGGCAUGGAAAUAAUAGUGUUUUUAGUGAUGACUCAGCAGACUUUUUUUCUACCCAUUUUGACCCUCCUUUGUAAUUUCUUUUUUCACUUUUUUUUUUGAGAUAAAUUGAGUUCCAAGGGAUGCAUGAUUGUGGUUUAAUUUAUUUAACAACUUAAUAAGGUAAUUAAAUGAUUGGAUUAGGUAAUAAUAAAGUUUUUUUUUUAUCUUGACCGUGAUGGGGGAAUUUGAUUCAACGGUUACUAUUUAUUUGUUGACAAACAUGUUUUAAUCAAUGGGUAUUUAAUUUUCUUGUGGGGACAGUUCGUUUGGUGUAUAUAUAUGGUUCAUUAUUUAGUUGUUGAAAGAUAGAUUUGCAUAU